This is a messenger RNA of Purpureocillium lilacinum, 1815 nucleotides long. Its product is annotated as subunit of the glycosylphosphatidylinositol transamidase complex-like protein. NCBI's taxonomy places the organism in Eukaryota, Fungi, Ascomycota, Sordariomycetes, Hypocreales, Ophiocordycipitaceae. The record is from RefSeq and is a predicted model, not a curated record. Gene Ontology annotation, biological process: attachment of GPI anchor to protein. Gene Ontology annotation, cellular component: GPI-anchor transamidase complex.
AUGCGCGGCCUCCUGACGCUGCUCCUUGGCUCCCUCGUCCCCUGCUCCUUCGCCGCCGCCGCAUCAUCACCACCGUCCCCGUCCUCCGACUACCACGAGCAGCUCAACCUCCGGCCGCUGCCCCUUAACUCCCUCCUCGCGAGCUUCAACUUCCGCUCCAACACCUCCCUCGCCGACUUCGAGGCCCACAACUUCCGCCUCUUCCCGCGGUCGCUCGCGCAGAUCCUCCAGUAUGCAGGGACUCGGGAGCUGCACCUGCGCUUCACGUUGGGCCGCUGGGAUGCAGAGCGCUGGGGAGCGCGCCCCUGGGACGGCACCCGCGAAGGCGGCACCGGCGUGGAGCUGUGGGCGUGGCUCGACGCCAAGACGGACGCAGAGGCCGCCGAGAACUGGUUGACGCUGACGAAUGCGCUGUCCGGGUUGUUUUGCGCCUCGCUCAACUUCAUCGACGAGACGCGGACCAUUCGCCCCGUUGUUUCGUUCCAGCCCGAGGGCGAUCACGACAAUGCGACCCUCGCAAACCUGAGGUUGCUCCACGGCGUGCUGCCGCACGAGGUCGUCUGCACGGAGAACCUUACCCCCUUCCUCAAGCUCCUGCCCUGCAAGGGCAAGGCUGGCAUCGCGAGUCUGCUGGACGGUCACAAGCUGUUUGACGCGUCGUUUCAGAGCAUGGCCAUUGACGUGCGACCUAUCUGCCCACCCGGCGGCGAAGGAUGCGUCUUGGAGAUGGAGCAGACCAUUGACAUGGUUCUCGACGUCGACCGCUCGAAGCGACCUAGGGACAACCCGAUUCCUAGACCUCCUCCUGCCGACCAGCUUGUCUGCGACACGUCCAAGUCGUACCACAAUGACGAGACCUGCUAUCCCGUCGACCACCUCCAGGGCCAGGAUUGGACCCUCUCGGAGAUCUUUGGCCGCACCAUGAAAGGCACCUGUCCCCUGUCCAACCCCGACGAGGCCCCCGUUUGUCUCCACGUGCCCAACUCUCGCGCCGUCUUCUCGACGCAGGGCACCCACGAGGUCAAGAGCAAGGACGGCAUGUUGCGCUGCUACACCAUGCCCCAGGACAGCGACUUCACCCUCGUCCUAGCCAAGCCCGAGCCCGACGACGCCGCCGCCGGCAGGGACCUCGUCCAGCCCGAGCGGCCCCUUCUCUACGCCGAGCGCAGCUUCAUGGGCCACGGCCAAGAGCACGGCGGCGUGCAAGCCAUCCUCACGAACCCGAGCGACGAAGAGGUAGAGUUCGUCUACAUGGAGUCGCUGCCGUGGUUCAUGCGCAUCUACCUUCACACACUCUCGACGCGCAUCUCUUCCUCCUCUUCCCCUGAUACGACGGCUACCACCACCAACUCUGCCGCCCUCGCCGGCACCAACGCCUCCUCCAUCAUUCAGGAGAUCUACUACCGCCCGGCCCUCGACCGCACCCGCGGCACGCAGCUCGAGCUCCUCAUGCGCAUCCCCCCGCACUGCACCGUCUUCCUCACCUACGACUUUGAGAAGUCCAUCCUGCGCUACACCGAGUACCCGCCCGACGCCAACCGCGGCUUCGACGUCGCGGCCGCCGUCAUCACCACCCGCGCGCCCCGCCGCGGCCUCAACCUCCGCACCACCAGUCUCCUGCUCUACCUGCCCACCCCGGACUUCAGCAUGCCCUACAACGUCAUCAUCUUUACCUCCACCGCCAUCGCCCUGACCUUUGGCGGCCUGUACAACAUCCUUGUGCGGAGGCUUGUCGGGGCCGACGAGGCGCCCCCGCCCGUCCUCAAGGCGAAGCUGGCGGCGCUGAUGGGGCGCCUCAAGGGGUUGAAGAAGUAG